CAUUGACUGCAUUGUUUCAGCACCAGGGAAAGCUAUCCUUCAUGGAGAGCACGCUGUCGUCCACGGGAAGGUUGCUCUGGCUGUGAGUUUGAACUUACGAACAUUCCUUAAACUUCAAGCUACCUCCACUAGCGAGGUCUGCAUCAAUCUACCCAACAUAAACACCUUUCUGUCCUGGGAUGCCAGUGCACUACAACAGUUACUUCAAGACAAAACAACUAACCAUAGGAACUUAAAGGAGCUGGAUUCUGAGCUUGUCGGAAGACUAAGAGAGUUAACAGGAAUAGAGGAAGGAAGCACGGAUGCACGUAACAUGGCUGUCUUCGCCUUUCUCUACAUGUACCUCUCCAUUUUUGCCAAGUCAAAAGCAUUACCCAGCUUGACUGUGACUGUCUGGUCAGAGCUUCCCACUGGAGCUGGUCUGGGGUCCAGCGCGGCCUACUGUGCAUCUGUAGCUGCUGCACUGCUCUCCACACAGGGGGCCCUCUCUUCUCCUCUGGGGCCAGAUGGGGACACGGCCAGCUGGAGUGGCGAGGAGUUGGAGUUGAUCAAUCAGUGGGCUUUUCAGGGGGAGAGGAUCAUCCAUGGGAACCCCUCAGGAGUCGACAACGCAGUGAGCACAUGGGGAGGUAUACUAAGAUACCAAUCUGGGAAGAUUACUCCUUUGCAGAGGGUGCCCACGUUGCGGAUUCUCCUCACCAACACCCGAGUUCCACGGAGCACAAAGACACUUGUUGCUGGUGUGAAGGACAAAAUUAACAAGUUCCCAAGCAUUCUAAACCCAGUGCUGGAGUCAGUA
Messenger RNA from Clupea harengus (Atlantic herring), 799 nucleotides. It is a transcript of the gene mvk, whose product is annotated as mevalonate kinase-like. The record is from RefSeq and is a predicted model, not a curated record. Gene Ontology annotation, biological process: cholesterol biosynthetic process; isopentenyl diphosphate biosynthetic process, mevalonate pathway; isoprenoid biosynthetic process. NCBI's taxonomy places the organism in Eukaryota, Metazoa, Chordata, Actinopteri, Clupeiformes, Clupeidae. The transcript is spliced from 8 exons. The annotation marks the transcript as partial. Gene Ontology annotation, molecular function: ATP binding; mevalonate kinase activity. Gene Ontology annotation, cellular component: cytoplasm; cytosol.